Messenger RNA from Ilex paraguariensis (yerba mate), 2663 nucleotides. The record is from the annotation of a GenBank genome assembly. NCBI's taxonomy places the organism in Eukaryota, Viridiplantae, Streptophyta, Magnoliopsida, Aquifoliales, Aquifoliaceae.
AAGAUAUACGCGAGAGAUUAGACUCCAUUGCAGGGGAGAGAAUUAAGUUCCACUUGAAAGAGGGUGUUAUAGAUUCACAGGUUUAUGAUAUGGAGGGAAGAAAAACUGGCUCCCUUGUGAUUGAGUCAGAAAUCUACGGUAGAAAUAAGGAGAAAGAAAUGAUAGUAUAUGUGUUGCUUUCCAAUUUGAGAUAUCAAGAUGAUCUAUCUGUCUACGCCAUAUGGGGUAUGGGGGGACUUGGAAAGACCACACUUUCUCAGUUGGUCUACAAUGAUCCAAGGGUACAGGCUCACUUUGAGAUGAGGAUUUGGGUGUGUGUAUCUGAUGAUUUCAGCAUACAACGGCUGACCAAGGCAAUCAUCGAGUUGAUAGAAGGUGUUGGGUGCAAUAUCUCAGAAUUGGAUCUGCUGCAACGACGCCUCCAAGAAAGAUUGAGGGGGAAGAGAUUUUUACUUGUGCUAGAUGAUGUGUGGAACGAAGAAAAUGGGAAGUGGGAUAGACUAAAAGAUGUAUUGAGGUGUGGAUCAAAAGGAAGUAUGCUUAUAGUAACCACCAGGAUUGUGAAAGUUGCUCACAUGAUGGCUACGCUUCCAAUAUAUCACCUGGGAUAUUUGUCGGACGAUGAUUCUUGGACCUUAUUCAAGCGACGUGCAUUUGGGAAUGGGAGGGAGGAAAACUUAGAGUUGGAAACAAUCGGCAAAGCAAUAGUGAAGAAAUGUGGUGGGGUGCCCCUUGCAGUAAAAGCCCUUGGAAGCCUAAUGUGGUUUAAAAGCAACAUAAGUGAAUGGUUAUCUGUGAAAGAAAGUGAUAUUUGGGAUUUAUGGAAUUCUAAAAAUGCUAUCUUACCUAUCCUAAGGCUCAGUUAUGACAAUUUACAUCCAUAUUUGAGACAAUGCUUUGCCUAUUGUUCUAUAUUUCCCAAAGACUAUGAAAUGGAGGUGGACAUGCUGCUAGAGCUGUGGAUGGCAAACAACUUCAUUCCAUCCAAAGGACAAACAAAUCUACUUCUUAUGGCUCAUGAGUGUUUCGAUGAUCUGGUUUGCAGGUCUUUCUUUCAAGAUGUCAAGGAAAACUACAAAGGUGACUUGACGUGUAAAAUGCACGAUUUGAUGCAUGAUCUUGCCCAGUCUAUUAUGAUACGAGAAUGUUGUACAAUGGAGCAUGGUAAGGUGCUGAAAAUCCCAGAAAAGAUUCGUCAUUUGUCUUUCUAUAUGAGUAAUCCUGAGAGCAAGGAUAUGCCUGCAGAGCAAUCUUUGCGCUCCUUCAUUGUACUUUCAACGCCAGACGUCAAUUGCAUGGAUAAUUUGGCUACCUAUAUCUCAAAACAAAAGUACCUGAGGGUGUUGGCAGUUCGAGGGAUUCGCAUUGAAAAAUUAAUAUCUUCAAUAGGGAAUUUGAAGCAUCUUAGGUACCUUGACAUGUCCUGCAAUAAGAUGAAGGCUUUACCAGAAUCAACAACUUAUCUCCAAAACUUGCAAACAUUGAAGCUGAGAAAUUGUUCUAAGCUUCGUGAAUUGCCAAAAAGUAUGAAGCAAAUGAGAAAUCUAGUAUGUCUGGACAUUAGAGGUUGUGCUUCUCUUACUUGUAUGCCAGCUGGACUGGGGCAAUUAACUUGCCUUCAAACUUUAAGCACGUUUAUUGUGGGUCUACAGCAUGGUCAGCAAAUAGGCGAGCUGAAAGAAUUAAAUCUUGGUGGUAAGUUGACCAUCAUGGGACUCAAAAACGUAAGAAAUUCAGAGGACGCAAGAAGUGCCAAUUUAAACAAGAAGCAUAAUCUUCGUGCUCUGAGUUUGAAUUGGGACGAUGACAUCACGAAAGACAACUUACCAGAUAAUGUUGAAGAAAUUCUUGAUGGUCUCCAACCUCAUCCAAAUCUGAAGGAGUUGACCAUACGUUCCUAUCCAGGCUUGAAAUUUCCUAAUUUGAUGGAUAAUCUGUCUGCUCUAAAAUGCUUGGAGGUUCGUUGCUGUCCCAAUCUUGAACAUUUACCCAGAGGACUCAAAAAUCUCGUAACCCUAGAGAGACUAGAGUUAAGUAAUUGUGACAGCCUAACAUCCUUACCGGCGACAGGGUUACAAGGCUUGUCUUCCCUGACAUCAUUGUCCAUUAUCAACUGCAAGAAACUAAGUUGUUUAUCUGACGGAGUGAAAUACCUGACAGCUCUCCAGGAUUUGUACAUAAAUGGAUGUCCAGAGAUGAUGUCUUGGCCCGAAGACAUCCAACAUUUAAAUAGGCUUCGAAGUUUGAGAAUUUGGAGUUGCCCUAACCUGCUCUACUUGCCAGAUGGGCUGCGUCUAUAUGCUUCAAUUGCUGCCUCCAAUGGAGACUUCUGGGUAGCCUUCGAGUCGGUGAAGAACUGGCAUGGGCUACGUUACGUCUCUUGUGAGUCAUUUGAGGGGCUUCUCUUCUCUGGUAUGUUUUCUGGGGAUCCAAAAUCUAUUGUGUGUGGACAGAUGUCCAAAGAGGUUAACUUCACUCCAUCAGGAUGGCAGAACCUCCUACAAUUUACAAUUUUUGAACUUGGUAUGAGGAAUCAAAAACUAUGGUACAGUACGUUGAUGCUCGAAGGCUUGAUCGGGUGUCACCGUCCUACAGUUCAAAUAAAGAACUUAAGAGUUGGUGGACUUGAAGAAGCUGAGACCAGUGAUUCUCAAGAGAAUUGA